Molecule: messenger RNA, 3204 nt
Organism: Pimephales promelas (fathead minnow)
Lineage: Eukaryota; Metazoa; Chordata; Actinopteri; Cypriniformes; Leuciscidae
Biological process (GO): regulation of transcription by RNA polymerase II
Cellular component (GO): nucleus
Molecular function (GO): DNA-binding transcription activator activity, RNA polymerase II-specific; RNA polymerase II cis-regulatory region sequence-specific DNA binding
Source: RefSeq, a predicted model, not a curated record
AUUUUAUGUAUUUCAGACCGGAUGUGACGUCACGCACGGAGCCUAACGCACUGAAAAGCUUCAACAUCGUUCCUUAUGGACGAAGAAAACGGCGCUGAAAUCACAAACACGGGCGGGCUCCCCCUGGCGUCUCUGCGUUUGCUGGUUCCUCCUCUACACCUCAUGUCUGCCUUCAUGUGGCAGGUGCUGCAGCAGAAGAGCCUGGUGCAUUAUGGGAAGCUGGAGGAGUUUGUGUCGAUGGUGACGGAGACGCUGCCGCAGGUGCUGGGAUACAGACGGAGAACACAGCUGAUGCUGGGCCUGAGAGCGCGGAUGGUUCUGGAGUUGUGUCGCGGUCCGGUGGAUCUCAGGAACAUUCAGGCUCAUCUGGACAAACUCCAUCUUCCAGACACGACGCCUGGACAGCCGGCUCCUGAUGCUGAUCUGAGAACCUGCGUCACUAAUUUCAAAGCUUUGGUUCUGGCGCUGCUGAAAGACCCGGUUGAGAAAGCUUAUUUCUUCCAGGAAGUGUUUCCUGUUCAAUAUGGCGAUGGGUUCGACACGGUGCUAAAGGAAGUGAUGUGGGAUCUGCUCUCCAGCCUGGAGAAACUGCUUCCUGUGCCGGACUUGAAGAAGACGGUGUCGUGGCUCUCUCCUGCCCCCGCUGGCCUGGAGGACUGCAUGCGCAGCGACCCGAGCGACCUGCGGCUCCUCCUGCAGCAGCACCGGCUCUUCAGCGCAGACACACACAGCUGGCACACAGGCGCUGCUCCGCGCUCCUCCGGCGACUGCAUCGUGUCCUCGCUCUCAGUCCCUCCGUCGGCUCGAGCGGAUCUGGCCUCGGAUCAGGUGCUGUUCGUCCAGCCCGACUCCAUCAUCAUCACCGACUACACCGAGGUGGAGCUGAGCAGCCACGAGGAAGAGGUGAUGAAGAUGGAGGAGGUGGAGCUGAUGGAGGACGAGGCUCCAGCGACUGAAGAGCCUGCUCUCCUCCCUGCCGAGACGCCCGACGCCGGGCUGCAGGAGGACCGGCCCGUCCCGCCGGACCCUGAGCACCACACACACACGCCUGACGCAGGACGUGACAUCAUAACACCGCAGGAAGCCCCGGCGCCCGUGUCAGACGUCACCCAGAAGCCCCCGGUGCGGAGAGGGCGAGGAAGGCCGAGGAAAACUCCAGAGUCCACGGGCGUAAAAACCCCAGAAGGCCCGGCGGCGGCCGGCCCGGAGCAGCGGAGUGCCGUCACACCACAUGGGGACCGUAAAGACGCCUCUGAUGAUCCAGAAGCUUCCAGCGGCCCGUCCCGCGCACGGAGAACCCGCGGAGCCGAGCCGGAGGCCGCCGACAACCCUCGCGCUCGUCACGCCUGCUCCACCUGCGGGCGCAAGUUCACGCGGCGCUCCGACGUGCAGCGGCACCAGCUCACACACACCGGCGAGCGCCCGUUCCACUGCGCGCAGUGCCAGAAGACCUUCCAGCACGCCUGGGACUUGACCAAACACUGCCGCAAGAUCCACGGCGAGGCUAGCUUCACCUGCCGCGAGUGCCAGAGCGCCUUCGCUAACCUGCGCGAGCUAACGGCGCACCACAAGAGGAGCCACACAGGCGAGCCGCCGCACUACUGCUCCAUCUGCGGAGACGCUAGCGCUAAUCCUGCCGCACUCGCUACACACCGGCGGAGCCACAGCGCCACACACACCUACCGCUGCGAGCAGUGCGGCGAGGGCUUCGACACACUGAUCCUGAGAUCCGCUCACCGGCAGAGCCACCGCAGACGCUGCCAGUUCAAGUGCCCGCAGUGCGAGAAAACCUUCACGCGGCGCAGCGACGUGAGGCGCCACCAGCUAACGCACACCGGCGAGCGCCCGCAUCAGUGUUCGCUCUGCGGGAAACGCUUCGGGCUUCGCUCCGGGCUCCAGAAACACAUGAGCACACACACCGGCGAGCGCCCGUUCGCGUGUCCGCACUGUAGCAAGAGCUUCACGCAGGUCUCGAUCCUGCGGCGUCACGAGCGCAUGCACACGGGCGAGAGACCUUACCUGUGCUCACACUGCGGCAAACGCUUCCUCUCGCUCGGCGAGCUCAUCAAACACGACAAGACGCACGCCGACGCGCGCCCGCACGCCUGCCCGCAGUGUAACAAAGCCUUCAAGUUCAAGCGUUCGCUACAGGAGCAUCUGCUAGCGCACAGCGGCGCGCGCCCGUUCCCCUGCCACUACUGCGGGAAGAUGUUCGCUAAGGCCUUCGCGCUGAACCGACACCACCUGAUCCACACAGGCGAGCGGCCCUACGCCUGCGCACACUGCGAGCGCACGUUCCUCACCGGUGCUGAGCUAGCGCUCCACGAGCGCACACACACCGGCGAGAGGCCGUUCUCCUGCGCCGCGUGCCCGCGUCGGUUCCGUAGCUCGUCGGAGUUAGCACGACACCGGCGCACGCACUCCGACCAGCGGCCCUUCGCCUGCGGAUACUGUCCCAAAGCCUUCGUUAGCGCCGCUAAACUCAAGAACCACACCAGGGUCCACACGCGCGAGAGCAAACCCAGACGCCCCGCCACGAAGGUAGCCGAGGUCAACGUCAUUCUGACGUAGAUUCGCACUGCAGAUCCAACACUGAUCAUUACAGAUGUUGCGUUAGUCUUCAGAUCAAACACACACACACUCAAGCCCUCAUCUUUUGCUCUUCCUCGUGUCCUUCAAACCCACGAGUCGCUCGUCUUCAGAACAAAUGAAGAUGAUUUUAAUGAGUCCGAGAUUUCUGUCCCUCCAUUGAGUGUGUGUUCAGCCUGAACUCUGACCCUUCAUAAAGAGAUGCUGAAAUAAACCCUUUAAUCCAAGACUUCUGGAGACACUCGUCACUCUACAUCUCCACCUGGGGUACCCGAGGCUUUACUCACACACACACACACACACACACACACACACACACACGGUGAACUCUUGUUUGUUUGCUGAUCAAUGUUUAUGAUUUCAAGUUUUAAUACAUCUAUCCAGACAAUACAUGCACAACUAAACAUGCAUAAACUGAUCAUGUGACUGUAUCAGUGUGAGUGCGGAGUCGCGUCGGGCUAGCGGCGUACGGUCUGGACACACGGUCGCCAGCAGAACCUGUGAAUGGAAGGAAGCAAAUGAAGUGUGUUUUGCGGAGCGAUAUUAAUCACUGUUCUCCAUCUCUGCUGAACCAGAGCCUGCUGUGUGCUUUAUUAAAAUCUGACAAAUACAUUA